AUUUGAAUCGCCUAGGUUCAAAUAAUAAAUUUUGGUUCUAUUAAAAUCUAAUAAAGUUCAAUUAAACUCUGGGAUAUAUAUUUUAAUAAAAUAUGACUUUCGGAUGGUCAAGAAGGCCAUAUACUGCCCCUUUCAUGAGGGACAUGAUAUACAAUACAGAAAUAAAUUCCGAUGACACAAACUUAAGAGGAAACACGCUAUCACAGACUAGGUUUAAUAAACAUGUUUCAUUUGCAAGGAAGCUCUCAACUUUGCCACUAUCUUCAGAUUCUUCAGGCCAGUUCGACUCUAAUGGAGGGUGUACUAGCACGCUGGAUGUGAAGUCGUUGGUUCCAGCUACAACUUUUGGAGAUCAAUGUUCAAAUAAGAUGAGGGGAACUGAUAUAUUCUUUUUACCAAAACCUUCCCAACUACUUGCUUUCGCUCUGCCAGUUUUUGUCCUCAUGCCUAAUUUGACAGUGUUUGCAAGGCACUGGUUCUUUUACGCCCCAAAGUAAUUUUAAUAAGACACAAUUUAAGAACAAAGGUUGUUCAGUUAAUACUCAAUUGAAUCUCGAUUUCUGAGACUGUUGAAAUUUUUGUUUAAUUUAGUAAUUUUUAA
Molecule: messenger RNA, 601 nt
Organism: Theileria parva strain Muguga
Lineage: Eukaryota; Apicomplexa; Aconoidasida; Piroplasmida; Theileriidae
Product: putative integral membrane protein
Exons: 1
Coding region: 93-497 (134 amino acids)
Source: RefSeq, a predicted model, not a curated record